AUGAUCGAGCCUAGCUGCCUAGCAGCAGUAGGAGGCCAUGGAGAUGCUGCGGCGAAACCUGAAGCGGCAGGCGUCGCGCUCGUUCUCUCCGCCUUCGCCGGCGCCGCAUCCCCGCGCGCCGCCGACCAGGAGAACCUCCACCCCAACCUCGCCUCCUCGCCGCCGGCGUCGCCCGCCAAGGGCGCCUCCUCACCACGCCCCAAGCAGCCAGCGGCUGCGGCUGCGGCUCCGCCGGCGGCCACCAACGGGGAGGAUCACUCCACGGCCGCUACCACCGCGCCCUCCGUCAAGGUGGUGGUGAGGGUGCGGCCGACGGUGAGCCGCCCGGUGGACGGCAAGGAUCUGUGGUUCGUCCGCAAGACCGCCCCAGACUCGGUCGCUGUCGGCGACCGGUCCUUCCCAGUGGAUGGCGUCCUCGAAGACAGGGCCUCUCAGGCCGAUGCGUUCGAUCUGGUGGGAUUGCCCAUGAUCGAGAACGCCCUGGCCGGAUUCAAUACAUCCCUCGUCUGCUAUGGCCAGAGUGGCACCGGGAAGACGUACACCAUGUGGGGCCCUCUCGGCGCCAUGGUUGACAGUGGCUCUGACCAUGCUGACCGGGGCGUCGUUCCUCGGGUUUUCCAGAACCUGUUCUCUCGAAUCCAAAGAAUGCGAGAGAGUUCUCCUGAGAAGCAGACGAGCUACCAAUGCCGUUGCUCGUUCCUCGAGGUACAUAACGAGCAGAUCAAUGAUCUGUUGGAACCAUCUCAGCGUGACCUGCAGAUAAAAGAGAAUGCUGGCAAUGGUAUCCAUGUUGAGAACUUGACUGAUGAGUACGUGUCAACAGUAGAGGAUAUCAAUCAGAUCUUGAUGAAGGGACUGUCAAACAGAAAAGUUGGUACCACCAGUAUGAACUUGAAAAGUUCCCGCUCUCAUGUGAUAUUCACCUGCAUUAUUGAAGCAUGGAGCAAGGGUUCAUCAAAUGGGUUUAGCAGUUCAAGAACUAGCAGAAUUACCUUUGUUGACCUUGCUGGUCCUGACAUUGAUGAACUUGAUGGUGCAGCAAAGCAUUCCACAAAGGAGGAAAGACAUCUUAAGAAGUCUCUUUCAAGGCUUGGGAAACUAGUCAACGUUCUUUCAGAAACUCCAGAGUCCCAUAAAGUUGAUUUACCAUAUGAGCAAUCCCGUUUGACACAUGUGCUGAAGGAUACACUAGGUGGCAACUCCAGGGUUAUAUUUUUGUGUUCAAUUUCUUCAGAGCACAGAUGCAGAUCUGGAACCUUAAGUACACUAAGAUUUGGUGAGCGAGCAAAGCUAAUGCCAAACAAACCUGUGAUAAAUGAGAUAUCAGAAGAUGAUGUUAAUGGUUUGAGCGAUCAGAUACGUCAGUUAAAGGAUGAACUCAUAAGAACAAAGUCUGGAGACACCACAACUUGCAAGGCUGGAUACUUCAGUGCACAAAGUGCCCGUGAAAGCUUGCAUACUUUGCGAGUGAGCCUCAACCGCUCUCUUAUCUUGCCUCACAUAGAAGUUGAUUCAGAGGAAGAAAUGGAUGUUGAUGAAAAAGAUGUGCAAGAACUGCGUGAUCAAAUUAGCAAGCUUCACUCUUCAUCUGAAGAUACCUUUGAUGACUUCAUGGAUGCGGAGAGUGGAGAUGAAAACACUCCUUGUUCUAUGGGAAGAAGUGGAGAAGAUGAUCAAGUUAUCAUAGAUGAUUUUGAAGGUCCACAACAGGAAGAGCACAAAGAAGUAUCUAACAACACAAAUGCUAUUGAAGACCUCGGUUCUGACAGAAAAUCUAGUCUAUCAAUUAGUGCCUCCCCACGGUUGUCACCUAUUCAGGAUCCUACAUUGUGCUCUUCUCCAAAGAUCCACAACAAGGCAAGAAAGAGCAUCACUUCACCGGGGCUAUCACCAAGCAAGCUUAGAGUAUCUGACAGCCCAGCUGAUAGAAAUGUCGAAGUGCGUAGAAAUAGUGCAGUUCGGUCCUCUCUACAAUCAAGCAAGCUUAGCCCCACUGACUCACUGGCUGCAAGUCUCCAACGUGGCUUGCACAUUAUAGAGUAUCAUCAACAGGAUCCAGCCCCACGAAAAUCAUUUAUUGGCCUUUCAUUUGACCAUUUUGCGGUGAAUCCUCGUCAGUCAACAGCAAAGUUCAGUUCAGUUGCUCAGGCUCUACCUGAGGACCAAGGAAGCAAUCUUUGUUCAUCCUGCAAGAAGCCAAUGAACACAAAUGAAAAUCAGACAGAAAAUGUAAACUCAGACAAACAGAUUGUGUUAGCCUUGGGUGCCACAUCUAAUGAAUCAGCUAGCGCUUCAAUUAAGGAUGGCAACAUAACCAAGGAAAUUGCUUCCAAGAGAGAAACUGAGCUUGAAGCUUUAUGUGAAGAACAAGCAGCAAAGAUCAAGGAGCUGAGCACUUUGAUUGACCAAUAUAAGAACAGGUCAGAAGAUGGCCCAGAUUCAAAUGGUAUGGCACCUGCAGAACUGACUAGUGAAGGCAAGGUUUCUGAACAAUGUCAUGAUAGUAAGGUGUCACUCAACGUGAGUGAGAGGGAGGCACUUCUUGCUGAAAUCGAGAGUCUGAAGGAGCAACUCAAAAACCAGACUACUGUAUCAACAACUGAUAGCCUUCUUGAUCAGUUAAGGAACGGCAGCACAGACCAGGAGUAUGAACUUGACAAAGAAAGGCAGAAAUGGAUGGAGUCUGAGAGCAAGUGGAUCUCACUCACUGAAGAGCUGAGGGUCGAUCUAGAAUCAAACAGGAUGCAUGCAGAGAAGACCGAGAUGGAGCUCUGCAAUGAGAAGAAGUGCACGGCAGAGCUGGAUGACGCUCUUCAACGAGCGAUGUACGGCCACGCUAGGAUGGUUGAGCAUUAUGUUGAGCUCCAGGAGCUGUAUAAUGAUCUUCUCGAGAAGCACCGCCGAGUGAUGGAAGCGAUCUCUGAGGUGAAGAGGGCGGCUGCCAAAGCAGGCAGGAAGGGCUGUGGGACGGCCUUUGCUGCUGCCCUUGCCGCAGAGCUUUCCACGGUGAGAAUCGACCGAGAAAAGGAGAGGGCUCAGCUGAAAGAACAGAACAGAAGGCUCCGCAUUCAGCUACGAGACACUGCUGAAGCUGUUCAUGCUGCUGGAGAACUGCUCGUCAGAUUGAGAGAAGCUGAGGAAGCAUCUACACUAGAAAAGGAGAGGACUGCCGCGUUGUUGCAAGAGAACGAGAAGCUGAAGAAGCAGCUGGAGAAGCUGAGGAAGAAGCACGAGAUGGAGCUGGAGACGAUGAAGGUGCACCUUGCGGAGAGCCGGCUGCCCGAGUCGGCUUUGGGUGCCUUCUACCACCACGAGAACGAGAGGACGCCGGAGUACUCGUGCGAUGCUCCAUUGACGCACGAUGACGAUCAGUCUUGGCGGGCGGCCUUUGCAUCUGCCUACGAGUGA
This is a messenger RNA of Miscanthus lutarioriparius, 3408 nucleotides long. The record is from the annotation of a GenBank genome assembly. NCBI's taxonomy places the organism in Eukaryota, Viridiplantae, Streptophyta, Magnoliopsida, Poales, Poaceae.